Messenger RNA from Sus scrofa (pig), 3793 nucleotides. It is a transcript of the gene CYP26A1, whose product is annotated as cytochrome P450 family 26 subfamily A member 1. Gene Ontology annotation, molecular function: heme binding; monooxygenase activity; oxidoreductase activity, acting on paired donors, with incorporation or reduction of molecular oxygen. Gene Ontology annotation, biological process: sterol metabolic process. The record is from RefSeq and is a predicted model, not a curated record. Lineage: Eukaryota; Metazoa; Chordata; Mammalia; Artiodactyla; Suidae.
CUCAAGAAAGCUUGGCAAGAUUUCUAAAUCAAAGUUCUUAUCAUCCCGCUAGUAAUUUAUUGUCCCCUUCCCCUCUUCAAGAUGGUCUUUAAUGAUCCUCACUAUCCCAUUUGAUCCUUUCCUGCCGGUCGUCCUCACGGGUCUCGAUGGGCAGAUAGAUUGAAACAUUUCCCCGCCUGUGGCAAUUUCCAGCGCCCAGGCCCCGCUCAUCUUGUGACCCGGCGCGCGCUGAACUUGGCGAGAGGGCCCUGCAGAGUUCACUCGGAUGUCACGGUCCGGCCUGCAGGGGUCACAGGCGGGUCAGGCCGGAGGAUUGGGACUGGGCCCCAGGUCACGCCCCCGCUCACCAGCUUUGCUCACGGGCCGAGGCAGUGUCCUGAAAGGGGUGGGCCGGGAGUUCUGAGAAUUACCUCCAGCGCGUCUCGGCCCCGGUGCCUGACUGUACACCGCCCGAAGUCGUCUUUCACUGUUUACAUUCGUCAAAUCAUCUGAAACACCAAGGGGGGUUGUGGGGAAACGCCGGUUCUGCGAAACAUGCCCUGGGGCGACCUGGGCUUGGAGCGUUGCAGGGACUGCUACUCCCCAGACAAUUCCCAACCAGCGGGGUUUAGGGAGCGCCGAGUAUUUCACAGCUCUCAGGAUCAAAGCGUUUUCCAUCAACAAGGGACGUGUCCAAGGCGUGUGGCGUGCUCCCGUAAAAGCCGAUAUUCAGUUUUGAACAAACAUACAUUAUUGUUUCGUUUUCGGUGCCGCUAGUCCGUUCCGUGCUGAACCGAGUGAACUUGUGCCUCUGACUGGUCCGAGGCGGCUCGGACCCAGUCGCACUGGCUUGGCCAGGUGGGAAGAGGGGAGCGCUCACGCGCUUCCCAAAGUGUCUGAGCUCCAGGCAUUGGCUGCGGGAGCAGCCGAUUGUAUAGUUGGGCAAAUGCCAGAAGACCCCCUUCUGAGUACAGAUUCCCUCAACAUUCCCAUCAGCAGCCAGAAGAAGCCUGGGUUUACGACCCAGCACCCCCUUUUACCUGAGUGGCUUUCUGCUGGGUGGGAGCUGGGAGAGUGGAGGAUGGCUCCUGUGCCCAGAGUCCAGGUCACCCUGGUAACGUAGCUGAGCGUGCCUGGAGCUGGGAAGAGUAUUUGCAACCAGAAGCCCCUUUUGGAAACUUACAGCUACUUCGAGGAGUGGAUAGGUCAGGAAAGAUCACCUCUAUACCAAGGAGGAGGAAACAGGCUCGAGGAUAUGCGGGACUUGUCCAAGGUCGUUCAAGGAGAGAUGGAGCCGGGAUUCAGAGCCCAAAUUCCGUGCUUUCCAUCUUCUGUCUCUCCCUUCUUAUCCUACUAGGAUUAAAGACCCUCUUCCCCUCUGCCGAGCUGGUGCUGCAAAGCCCCAGAGCCCUGGGAAACGAUCAGUUGUGGCUAGAUCGCAGAGCGCCUAUUGCCGCGGACCCGCGGGCGGAUUGCUCCUGUGGUCCCCGGUGGGGGAGUCAGAGUUAGGGCGCAGACUUGUGCACGCUUCACCUGGAGUCCCGAGGAUCUGGAGGCUCUCUCAUAUCCUUAAGUAGGACCUUCCAAGACUUCAGGAGUGCGGACCUCCUUGAGGGGAUUGGGGAACUGGGACUCUUUGGUCGUCCGAUCAUGACUCCCCACGACUCUCGUCUGAGUCCUGGCCCUAGGCUCUUUUGCGAGAUCUUUAGAAGGGUGGGGAAGCCUGCGUUUUGCUCUGCGUUCUGGACCUCACCUGUGGGACAAAGCAGCUGGAUGAUCACUGAACUCACUUCCUUUUGCUUCCCUAGCAGGUGGAAGGGAUCCCACACGGAGCCCAUAAAUUGGAAAGCCGGUGCAGGCAGCGCUGGGCUGGGACCGCCCGUCGGACCCCGCGGGAGGGAUUCCAAAGAGAUCGCCCGGAAGCCCAGGGCUUGGAGUUCCCGCUCCCUGGAGCCCGGGUCCGGCCCUGCCGCGGUCUUGGAGCCCCGCACACCUUGUAAGGAGGAAAUAGGCUGCUCCUAGCCCUGCACCCCAGGAGGCGCGCUCCGAGGAAAGCCUCCACCGCGCCGCCUCUGCCUCGGCGCGGAACAAACGGUUAAAGAUUUUGGGCAGCGCCUCACGGGGGGAGGAGCCAGGGGCCCAAUCCGCAAUUAAAGAUGAACUUUGGGUGAACUAAUUUGUCUAAGGUAACGUGGGCAGCAACCUGGGCCGCCUAUAAAGCGGGAGCGCGACGGAGUUCGGAGCGCUGGAGGCGGCGGCAGGUGGCGCGGGAAGUCGCGGCGCGCUAUGGGGCUCCCGGCACUGCUGGCCAGUGUGCUCUGCACCUUCGUGCUGCCGCUGCUGCUCUUCCUGGCCGCGAUCAAACUCUGGGACCUGUACUGCGUGAGCAGCCGGGACCGCAGCUGCACCCUUCCUUUGCCCCCUGGAACUAUGGGCUUCCCCUUCUUUGGGGAGACAUUGCAGAUGGUGCUACAGCGAAGGAAGUUCCUGCAGAUGAAGCGCAGGAAAUACGGUUUCAUCUACAAGACGCAUCUGUUCGGGAGGCCCACGGUGCGGGUGAUGGGUGCAGACAACGUGCGGCGCAUCUUGCUCGGGGAACACCGGCUCGUGUCGGUCCACUGGCCUGCGUCGGUGCGCACGAUCCUGGGCUCUGGCUGCCUCUCCAACCUGCACGACUCCUCGCACAAGCAGCGCAAGAAGGUGAUUAUGCAGGCCUUCAGCCGCGAGGCGCUCCAAUGCUACGUGCCGGUGAUCGCAGAGGAAGUGGACAGUUGCCUGGAGCAGUGGCUGAGCUGCGGAGAGCGCGGCCUCCUGGUUUACCCCCAGGUGAAACGCCUCAUGUUCCGCAUCGCCAUGCGCAUCCUGCUGGGCUGCGAGCCCCGGCUGGCGAGCGGCGGGGAAGCCGAGCAGCAGCUGGUGGAAGCCUUCGAGGAAAUGACCCGCAAUCUUUUCUCCUUGCCCAUCGACGUGCCCUUCAGCGGGCUCUACCGGGCACUAAAGCAGUCUUCAACAGAGCUCCUCUUUGGAGGACAUGAAACCACGGCCAGUGCAGCCACAUCUCUCAUUACUUACCUGGGGCUCUACCCACAUGUUCUCCAGAAAGUGCGAGAGGAGCUGAAGAGUAAGGGUUUACUUUGCAAGGGCAAUCAAGACAACAAGUUAGACAUGGAAAUUUUGGAACAGCUUAAAUACAUUGGAUGUGUUAUUAAAGAGACCCUUCGACUGAAUCCCCCAGUUCCAGGAGGGUUUCGGGUUGCCCUUAAGACUUUUGAAUUAAAUGGAUACCAGAUUCCCAAGGGCUGGAAUGUUAUCUACAGUAUCUGCGAUACUCACGAUGUCGCUGACAUCUUCACCAACAAGGAGGAAUUUAAUCCUGACCGCUUUCUCCUGCCUCACCCAGAGGAUGCCUCCAGGUUCAGCUUCAUCCCAUUUGGAGGAGGCCUUAGGAGCUGCGUGGGGAAAGAGUUUGCAAAAAUUCUUCUCAAAAUAUUUACAGUGGAGCUGGCCAGGCAUUGUGACUGGCGGCUCCUAAAUGGACCUCCUACAAUGAAAACUAGUCCCACCGUGUACCCUGUGGAUGAUCUCCCAGCAAGGUUUACCCGUUUCCAGGGGGAGAUCUGAUGGGUGGGAAUACCCAGACCUCGGACUUAAUCGAAGUGUACAUAGGACUUUUUACAUAGCGUCCUGUUGAUUUUAUUAUAUUUAAUUUCUAAAUGUAUAUUAUAAUAUUUAUGUCCCUUCUACAGUACCACAGCCUUUAAAUCUGAAAAUAAUGAAUGUGGAUAGCUUCCAAAUAAAGUAAAAUCUGAAGGUG